AACAUGUUCACACUUGCCAAAGUAUCCUCUGAGUGAAGUUGCACAAGGACACUUUUAUAUUUAAUGCUCUUCUCAAUUUCACAGUAAUCAACCUGUUUUGUUCUGCUUGGUUUCAACCUGGUGACUGAUAACAUGCCUUAUUCUGCAACGCACACAGCUACAAGAUGAUCGUCAGGCUUCUUACGACCUGAGAUUUUGGAAUAUGACAUCCAGAGUGGAUUCAGAAGAAAUACAUUAACAAGUGUGAGGUAUGCAACAGAGAGUCGGCGGAAUGUGUCCCCAAACUGAUCUGGCAAGACGGUGCCUUGAGCUGUUUGAGGAGUUCAGUCUGCCGGAGAACUCGUGUGUCGGAGAUAGGGAAUGGAGAAAACUUCACUUGGCAGCCUGGAAUGGCAACACGCGGCUUGUAAAGCAACUGCUUCAGCAAGGAGAGACAGUGGAUGACAGAGACGAACUUGGUUGGACACCUUUGCACUGCUCAGCAACUAAUGGACAUUUGGCCACUGCAAAGCUGUUGAUUCAGAGAGGAGCAUUAAUCAGUGCUCAAGAUGACUCUGGGUGCACUCCUCUUCAUCAUGCCGCUUGGAAUGGUCACACACAUCUGACGGAGAUGCUUCUGCAACGUGGCACCAACGCCGGUGCAAAAAACAAAGCAGGCCUGACGCCUCUCCAUCUGGCAGCAGCAAAUGGACACACUCUCAUUACUCAACUACUGCUAAAGCAAGACAAAAACCCCUGUGUAGGAGAUAACAACAAAUGGAGUCCUCUCCAUUGGGCGACCGUGAGUAACCACCUCCAUAUCAUGGAACUGCUACAAGAACAUGGAGUCUCUUUGGAGUUGGAGGCUUCUGGAAAUGUCACUCCGUUGCAUAUUGCUGCCGAAACUGGGAAGCUAGAGGCUUUGAAUUAUCUAAUGGAAAAUGGGGCUGACGUGAAUGUCACAGACCAGUUGGGUCAGACAGCAUUAUCGAUGGCGGCCAGCAAUGGAAGCUUAGAGGUCAUCCAAGUUCUAUUGGGAAAAAAAGCCCAAAUUGAUGUGGCAGAUAAACAUGGACGUACAGCGUUACACAAAGCUGCAGGUGGAGGUCACCUUGGCGUUGUACAGCUGCUUGUCCAGAAUGGAGCUUCUCUAAAACAAAUGGAUAGCUUGGGUCUGACUCCAAUGCAAAGAGCGGCAAUGUUGGGACACAAUGCCAUAUCCCAAUAUUUACAGGACAUGGAACCAAUUGUAGAAAAUGGAAAUUGAAACAAGCAAAAACAACUUUUUUUUUAACUAAUGUAGACUGAUCACCUUCCUUACGUGACAUGUCAGGAUAUGGCAUCUGUGUAAGGUGACCUGGGUAUAAAUUAUAGUGCCAGAAAUUAAAAGCUACCUAUAUGUUGUGGCGGGAAAAAAAAUUGUUGUUUUUAUGACACUGAGUCAAUGUGACAUCAACAUGUAGCACUUGAUCUGUUUGAGCUAUUGCAAUAAAUAGUUAAAGGAACACUAUAGUGUCAGGAACUCAAGCAGGUAUUCCUGACACUAUAGUUCUAGAUGCACCAUUUAGGCCAACCUCCC
This is a messenger RNA of Pelobates fuscus (common spadefoot toad), 1558 nucleotides long. It is a transcript of the gene ANKRD65, whose product is annotated as ankyrin repeat domain 65. Gene Ontology annotation, molecular function: protein binding. The transcript is spliced from 4 exons. The record is from RefSeq and is a predicted model, not a curated record. NCBI's taxonomy places the organism in Eukaryota, Metazoa, Chordata, Amphibia, Anura, Pelobatidae. Bases 251 to 1246 code for a protein of 331 amino acids.